Bacillus rossius redtenbacheri is the source of this 5683-nucleotide messenger RNA. RefSeq names its product AMP deaminase 2. Gene Ontology annotation, biological process: IMP salvage; AMP metabolic process. NCBI's taxonomy places the organism in Eukaryota, Metazoa, Arthropoda, Insecta, Phasmatodea, Bacillidae. Gene Ontology annotation, molecular function: AMP deaminase activity. The transcript has 16 exons. The record is from RefSeq and is a predicted model, not a curated record. The coding region runs from base 201 to 2630 and encodes 809 amino acids. Gene Ontology annotation, cellular component: cytosol.
GUCAGUGCGGUGUGGCUAAACGAACGCAGUUUUACUCAGUCGGGAUUCGGUUAGUGCUGUUGAAGUCGUAGUAGGAUGACGGUGUCGCUUCAGUAAGUGAAUAAAGAAGUGAAGUAGUGUCAUUCGUGGCGUUACAACAGACAAAGAAGAAAAGCGUUUUGCUUUUUUUGUUUCUUUCACACCAAGCAAUUUAAACCAACAUGGAAAACACGUUGGUUGUGUCACAGGAUAAGUUCCAGAUGAAUUUUGAUGGAGAUGGUGACAGUGCAUGCAGUAGUCAACCCAACGGGGAAAGAGCAGGUAGCGAGAGCCCCACCUUCCAGGGCAGCGCGGUGGGUUACGCCGUGCCCAAGUUGAAGAUGGAGGACGUUGGGCCGCAUGAGCUUCCCAACGAGAUCUCAGCUCCCUACGAGGUGCCGCAGUUCCCCAUCGAGCAGAUCGAGAAGAAGCUUGCCAUCCAGAGGUCCAUCAGCAGCAGGGUGGCGAAGGACCUGGAGGAUCGCCGCAGUCACUACGAGCCCUCGGUUGGCCCCGUGCCAGACGAGGCUGACCACCACUUCGACCUGGAGGAACAUGACUACGUGCCUCACUUCCAGAGGGUGUCCAUCAGCGGCGAGGACACGAGUGGCGUGCCGCUGGAGGACCUGCAGCAGGCGUCCGGGCUGCUGGUGCAGGCGCUGUACAUCCGCGAGCGCUACAUGGCCGUGUCCCAGCAGGGCUUCCCGCUCGUCACCUCGCGCUUCCUGCGCUCCCUCGACUCCAGCUGCCAGCACCACCUGCUGGAGGGCGUGCAGCACGAGGACCGCAAGACCAUAGAAGACCACCCGGUGCAUGCCCCGGCCAUGAAGGGCAGCCCCUGGGAGUGUGAGUUCCUGGACGACAAGGGCUUCGUGUGCCGGCCCGUGGACGGAGUGUUCCAGGUGUACAAGGACGCGGGGCGCAGCGAGCCCCUCAAGUACCCCUUCACCGACCUCAGCACCUUCAUCAGCGACAUGCACAAGCUGUGUGCCAUGAUCGCAGACGGCCCGCUAAAGUCGUUCUGCUAUCGCCGGCUGACGUACUUGUCGUCCAAGUUCCAGCUGCACGUGCUGCUCAACGAACUGCGCGAGCUCGCGUCUCAGAAGGCCGUGCCGCACAGGGACUUCUACAACAUCAGGAAGGUGGACACGCACAUCCAUGCUGCAUCCUGCAUGAACCAGAAGCACUUGCUGCGGUUCAUCAAGAAGACGCUUAAGAACCACGCGGACGAGGUCGUCACCUGCACCAAGGGCAAGAAUAUGACCUUGAAGGAGGUAUUUGAGUCGAUGCAUCUCACCUCCUAUGACCUCACUGUCGACAUGUUGGACGUACAUGCGGACCGCAACACUUUCCACCGCUUCGAUAAGUUCAACGCCAAGUACAACCCCAUUGGAGAGAGCAGGUUGCGUGAAGUGUUCCUGAAGACAGACAACUAUCUGAACGGCAGCUUCUUUGCAAGGAUUAUAAAGGAGGUGGCGUUCGACCUGGAGGAGAGCAAGUACCAGAACUCGGAGCUGCGACUGUCCAUCUACGGCAAGAGCACUGACGAGUGGGACAAGCUGGCUCGGUGGGCCAUCGCUGGGGACGUGUACUCGGACAACGUGCGCUGGCUCAUACAGAUACCCAGGCUCUACGACAUAUUCAAGUUGAACAAGCUGAUGAGGAACUUCCAGGAACUGCUAACCAACAUCUUCCAGCCCCUGUUUGAAGUGACCAAUGAUCCAAAAUCACAUCCUGAACUUCAUAUGUUCCUGCAAUAUGUGAUAGGUUUUGACUCGGUGGACGACGAGAGCAAGCCGGAGAACCCUCUAUUCGACAAAGACAUCCCCACACCGGACCAGUGGAACGACAUCGAAAACCCUCCGUACGCCUACUACCUGUACUACAUGUACGCCAACAUGACGGUCCUCAACCACUUCAGGAGGGAGCGCGGACUGAACACGUUCGUGCUGCGGCCGCACUGCGGGGAGGCUGGUCCCGUGCAGCACCUCGUGUGUGGCUUCAUGCUGGCUGAGAACAUCUCGCACGGACUGCUGCUCAGGAAGGUACCGGUGCUGCAGUACCUGUACUACCUGGCCCAGAUAGGCAUCGCCAUGUCACCGCUCAGCAACAACUCCUUGUUCCUCAAGUACCACCGCAACCCGCUGCCGGAGUACCUGGCCCGCGGCCUGUGCGUCAGCCUGUCCACCGACGACCCUCUGCAGUUCCACUUCACCAAGGAGCCGCUGAUGGAAGAGUACAGCAUUGCUGCCCAAGUGUGGAAGCUAAGCUCAUGCGACAUGUGUGAGUUAGCAAGGAACAGCGUCAUCAUGAGCGGCUUCCCGCACAAGGCGAAGCAGUACUGGCUGGGCCCCAACUACACCAAGGAGGGAGUGGCUGGCAACGACAUCUCUCGCACCAAUGUCCCCGACAUACGGGUGUCGUUCCGCUACGAGACCCUGGUGGACGAGCUGUCCAACAUAUUCAGGGUGGUGGACAGGGAAGCCCCAGUGAUCCCAAUAAAAGCACCCACUCCCACAAAGUGGGUCCCGGCAACGUGGUCAAAGCGGCCGUGCGAAUGUCACACCGCGGAGUCCUUCUUUGAUGGUUUCGAUGGGAAACCGCAGAAAUAGAGGAUCUUCCCACCUUCUCGACCUCACGUGAUGACAUGGCACAGUAGGAUCAGCAUCGAGGAUAACACCUAAAUUAAAAAAUGUGGAUGAUCUUGAGGUAUUUUCAUCCUGUUCUCCAGUUUGUGUGAUUCAAUAUAUUUUGACUAUACUGAUGCCCUAAUACUGUCUUAUCAUUCUCCAAUACAAAUGUACAGGAUGCUGGCUGGUAUAAGCAGCUAAAGGGUUUCUGUAAUCUCUCAUAUAUUAAAUAACUCGUUAAAAAACUGUGUUGAUUGUACAAAAUAUUGGUCAGUGAAUGAGGGUUUUUUAUUUUUGACUUUUGUUUAUAUGUUUGAAAGAGUGUAACAAUGACUUUAGUAAUAACAUUUUCAAAGUAAAGUAACAGGGUAUGUAGGUAGGUUAAUGAUUAUACUUUUCAUUUUUCUGUGUGAAGUAUAUUUGCAUAUCCAGUCGCUGAUGGAAAUGUUGAAUAUUUUCUCCUUGAAUCUCUGGACAUUGAUUUGUACAUCUGUAGAGAAUACCAAAUGCUUAUCAAAUAAUGCAAGAAUUAUGUAAUAUUCUUGGUUGGGAACAAUGUUAUAUAUUUUCCUUGCUUAUUGUGUGAACUUUAUGAUUAUUUUAUACAUUUUAAAAUUGUGAGUUUACACUAACAUGAUGAUAGGGGUGUGCAAAGCUCAUUUAUUUUAGGUUGAAGUUAGGAUUUUAAAUCUUCUAAAUGUUAAAGCCUUAUUAUUUUUGUCCUGAAAAAAAUUACAAAAAAACCAAUGCUGGCAAACAGGUAACAAAAAAAUAAUAAUAAUAAUAAGUUAUAUGUUUUGGUAAAGGAAAAUAAAAUUUCAUAAUGUUUUGAGUUAACUAUUUUGUAAAUUUUGCUUAAGGGGUUUUGUUGACUUUUGUAAAAAAUUAUGACCCUUACCAUCUUAUUAUUGAACUGACUAUGCUUGUAAAUGAACUAUCACAAGCUUGCUUCAUGCUUUUUCACUUUGGCAUUUUCAUGGCAUUUUGUUCAUUUAUAUAUAUAAUACUAAAACACAGGCCUAAAUUACAAGAACAUAUUAAGAGGAUAGUGAUAGCUGCACUAAUAGGAAUGAGUAAAUAAAAGCAGUAAUGCGAACUUUGUGAAAAAACAGCUUUUGGCCAACACUAACAAAAGCUAUUGUGAAAUAACUGCCAUCCGGUGAAACAAAAAAUAAUCUAACUAAUGUACUUUGGAAACAGUUACACACUAAGCCAAACAACUUUGACUUUGACAAUGUUUCCAUCCAUAUAUGUGGUCACUUGUAAUCUAUCCUAACAAGUUAUAUUUCAGAUCAGUUCUGAUUCAAAUUUGCUGUGCUUCACUCUUCUUGACAGGUUAUUUAAUAAUUUAAUAUUUUAUAACAAUGUUUGACCUAUAAAAGCAAGAUUGUGCCAUUUGUAGCAAUGCAAUGAUGAUUGUGAGCAGGUAGGUUUUUAUUAAUGAUUUUACCUUAUCAUAUAGCAUCAACUGUUCUUUAAAAUUAAUGAUUAGCAUAGCUAAUAAAAUAUACAAUUUUUUAUUUAUUUUUGAUAGUCUUCAAAAUACUAUGUAUUAUGUAUGUUUGCAUUAUAAUGUAACUAUUUAUUUGUACUUGUUUACUUAAGCAAGUACCAAAUGGUUAAGCCCAUUUUGGUAACCCUCUCCAUCGUUAGCCUCUUAUAGGGAAAUCUAAUUAAGCAAUAAUUUGGACCCUACAAAUUUUGGUAUUUUUUUAAUGUUCCAUAAAUAAUGGCUUGACUGGAAACUUGAAUUGUUUUAGGGCUGUUCUGAUACCAGAUACUGGUUUUGGAUAUCUACAUUUAUGAGCUCUCGGCCAAUACCAAGGUAUCAGCACAAAUAUCGUUGCUAUCUGAAAAAUAUAUGCUCAUAACUUAGCUUUUUUUUAAACAUUUUUAUAGGCAAAUCUUAUAAACUAUCAAGUUAGGCACUUUUAACUACAAGUAAAUAGAAAUUAAUAUGUUUAUGUAGUGUGGCAAGUAAUUGUAAAUGUUAAUUGUAGAAUCAGGUAUCAGUAGUGGUAUCAGGAGUUGGUAUCGGAAAAGGAGUAAUUGGAACAGCCCUAAUUUUUUUUUUUUUUUUUACUUGAAUGUAAUUAAAGAAAUCUGUUUCAACAUACGUGUGUAUAUAGUAGGCAUCCCUAACAAAGGCUAACAAAUUUCUUCCAUACCUUUCUAUUAGCAGUUGUCCAGUUGUUAUUUUUGAAAAGUCCCUGUUAUAUGAUGUGGAUUAAAAUCCAUGGUUUUUUUUUUUUUUUUUUUUUUUUUUUUUUUUUUUUUUUUUUUUUUUUUUUUUCAAAUUUGUCAUGAAGUAGAAUAAUUUUUUUCUAGUUUACUUUUUAAUCUUUUGAGUGCCAGUGCUUGUGAUGCAGUAAAAACAAUAAACUAUAAAAAAAUUAUUUUAUGUUCCUUGUUUUCAUAGUCAUUUAUGUUGAUGAAUAUCAAUUCAACUUGAAUUGGCAUAAACUUAAGUUUGAACAUCCUUAAAACAAAUGUUUUUAUACUGGAGAAGUUUUCUUCUUUAAAUUUUACCUAUUAUUUGUGUGUCUUUGAAUGUUUAUUAAAAAAAUUAUAUUUGAUAACAUAUAAUUAUUUUUGUUAAAUUUAGAGUUUACUGAUGUGUAGUAAUUUGUACAUUUUUAUAAUGUUUCAAGAAUUGAGUAAUGUUUGUGACCUUAAAAUAUGUCAUGUGCCAUAUUAUGUGUUACAAUCUUAUUGACAUGUGAUGAUGUUUCACUUAUUUACCUUUUGUUGUAAAUGUUAUCUAGUUUUCUCCAUAAUGAAUACAUAAUCUAUUAGGUAUUAUCAUUGUUGAAAUGAAUGUGGUCAUCACAAUUAUUGUGAAAAUUGGUACAGUACUGUGCGUACUAUCUAGAUUCUAUAUAGGAUAGUUUUUAGGAAUGGCAGAUAAUAGGCCAUGUGACUAAUGUGAUAAAUGUAGGUAUUUACUCGACUGUUUGUUGCCUUCUUUUUAUAUCAUGUAUUUUAAACAUGAAUGUAAGUAUUGUGUCAAAAUACAGUUGAAAUUCUUACAUGUU